ACAGUGUGUUUAUACUGUUUAUGUUUUCUGUUGUGCUUAUGCAUUUUGCAUAUUUUCUCCUCUCAUUUAUAAUUUAUUUAUCUUUUUAAAAUAAUUUAUUUAAUAAUAUUUAUAAUAUUGUUGCUUGCCAUUUUUAUAUCUAUGUUUCAAAAUGCAAUUUUUUAAACCCGCUUGGAUCAAUCAUGAUGGUAAUAAACCUAUAUUUUCUGUAGAUGUACAUCCAAAAGGUAACAGGUUUGCCACAGGAGGACAAGGAGGCUCCGGAGGUAGGAUAGUCAUUUGGAACUUAAAUCCUGUUAUAAAUCAAAAUGAUGAAGAUGAUCCUAAGGUUGCCAAGAUGCUUUGUCAAAUGGAUAAUCAUACAGGUUGUGUGAAUGUGGUAAGAUGGAGCAACAAUGGCCACUAUCUGGCUUCAGGCAGUGAUGAUAAAUUAAUUAUGAUUUGGAGGUUGACCAGUGAAGGCAGCUCCACCAUUUUUGGCAGCAGUCAAAUCAAUGUAGAAACGUGGAAAUGUGUUAACACCCUAAAUUUGCAUGAGGCGGAUGUUUUGGAUUUAGCUUGGGCACCCCAUGAUGGAUGGUUGGCAUCUGGAAGUAUUGAUAAUACUGUGAUAGUAUGGAAUGCCCACAAAUUUCCAGAAAAAGUGGCACACUUAACAAAUCACACAGGACUUGUCAAAGGAGUUACAUGGGAUCCUGUAGGCAAGUACCUUGCAAGCCAAUCAGAUGAUAAGUCUCUCAGGAUAUGGAGAACUUCAGACUGGAAUCAGCAAGAAGUUAUUACCGAUCCAUUUAUUGAUUGUUCUGCUACUACCCAUGUGCUAAGGUGUUCUUGGUCCCCUGAUGGCCAAUACCUUGUUUCGGCUCAUGCAAUGAAUGGCGGCGGUCCCACUGCUCAAAUUAUCGAAAGGGAGGGCUGGAAACACGAAAAGGAUUUUGUGGGUCACCGAAAAGCUAUCACCUGCGUGCGGUUUAAUUCUAACAUUUUUAAAAAACCGUCGCGAGACAGCCCCAGUAAAUCCACGCAGUAUUGUUGCCUCGCAAUUGGUUCACGUGAUAGGUCGAUUAGUGUGUGGUUGACGUCAUUAAAACGUCCCCUGGUAGUGGUCAAGGAACUAUUCGAAGAUAGUAUUCUGGACAUUUCUUGGAGUUCCCGCGGUGAUUUCUUACUCGCCUGCUCGGGAGAUGGCACGGUCGCUUGCAUUAUGUUCGAAGAGACCGAAAUUGGAAUUCCUCUCACUAUGGAUGAGAAGAAUGCUCUUUACGAAAGGAUCUACCAUAGAUCGCUGCAAAGUAGUUGGAACACAAACGUUGGGAGCUCCCAAAUAAUAGAAGACCCGGAAAUUUUACUCGCCAUUGAGGAAGUGAACAAAAAAACGAAACCUUUGAACAUAGAACCGCCUGAAAUCAACGAACCUCCUAAGCCUCAAGAUAUCAUCAUAGCGAGUCCAAACUUAAAUCAGAGCGUCUUAGUUCCUGCCAAUAAGCAGGUUGAAACUAGACUGCCGUCAGGGAAAAGACGGAUUACUCCAAUGCUGUUAACCCCGUCUGGAAAUGUUAAUGAUUCUUUAACUAGUCCAACAAAGCAAUCCACUCCAACCCCAUGCUUCAGUUCUUCCACCCCAACUAAAAGUACCAUAAUAGUGGAAAAACGAACUGGAUUAUCAAAUGCGAGUCAAGUAAUUUCUCCCAGUCCUUCCGAGCCAGCAUUGCGCAAAGUUGAAACUUUAAAAACAGUAGUGUCAACGCCGCCAGGGAUUCAAAUUAAUCAGUUGAUGUGCGUAGAGGUGCCGGGUGACCAACCGAUUACGAAAGUCAUUAAUAUACUCGACCCGUUGGACUUAAAUGCGGCUCCGAUGAUUACUAAAGAAGCUGAAAACGUUGAAAUUCAGGUUAACAAUAACUGCCACAAAAUAUCAAGCACCCAGUCAUUAUCGAAGAUAGUAGUAUGCAAAGCGACAACGAACAGAGAACCUAUUUGGGAAACGUUCUUAGGAUCUGCUGUAAGGACGAUAGGUUCAACCAGAAAGUACGUCGUAGCUUGUUGCGAGGACUGCACUAUUAAUAUUUACGAUAUCAAAUGCGGUGCAAGAUUAACUCCUCCACUAUUAAUAGAUGAUUUAGUUUGCUGUACCAGUUUAUCGCAAGCCGGAUUUCUGUUGGUUCUUACUAAAACUGGAUUGAUGUAUUUAUGGGAUUUGAAUAGUAAAAAAUCGAUCCUUAAUCGGAUUUCUAUUCGGUCUCUUCUGAGCGGUAGAGCUACAGUCAAAGGUAUUUCUCUUACAACCUCAAACGAACCAAUCUUAACCCUAAGCGACGGAAGAGCUUACUCUUACAGCAUAGAUUUCCAAACUUGGAUGUAUCUAUCAAAUCCGUUGGAUCCGGUAAGCAGGGCCGCUGUAUCCGUGAUGAAAAACAUGCCCGGCAAUCUUCCGUUAGCGUCUUUCCAGCGCGAAAUGUUCCGGUAUCGUUCGACCAACUCGACACUACCGCCUGGAGUUACGUUGAGUUUUAUCGAAACUCAAAUACCAGCCACUAAAGUAUUACAGAGCGUGACCGAGUUUAGGAAUUGGUUGUUUGUGCAGGUGAAUCAUCUUCUAGAAAAAGGCCCCGAAUGUAGACUGAAAUAUAUCUUAGAUGAUUUAAUGGGACCUUCGCAUGGACGUGGGGUAAAUUCAAAACUCAAUGGUAGUAUUAUGGGUAUUCCACGAAGAAAGCUCCUAGAAGAUAUCUUAGGUAUUAUAAAGUCAAAACUGCCCUGGCAGAGACUUUAUAAAGAAUAUAAAGAGCAAUUGGACGAGAUAGAAUAGCUUUAUAACACAACCGUUAUGUCUGGGUCUUAUGCAAACAAACUAGAAUCGAAAUUGGUAUAACAAAGACUGACUAACUAUUGCAUAAAAUGCUCAAGUAUUUUAUCUGUAAGAUUCGAUUUUAAUUCAUAGGUUUAAGAACAAUAAAAUUGUUUUUUUAAAUAUAUUACUGUUGUAUAUAGUAUAACAUUCAUUUAAUAUGUAAUACAAAUUAUAAAGCAGC
Molecule: messenger RNA, 3032 nt
Organism: Anthonomus grandis grandis
Lineage: Eukaryota; Metazoa; Arthropoda; Insecta; Coleoptera; Curculionidae
Gene: Hira
Product: protein HIRA homolog
Exons: 18
Coding region: 152-2809 (885 amino acids)
Biological process (GO): regulation of DNA-templated transcription; DNA-templated transcription; chromatin remodeling
Cellular component (GO): HIR complex; nucleus
Molecular function (GO): nucleosome binding; protein binding
Source: RefSeq, a predicted model, not a curated record